Molecule: messenger RNA, 431 nt
Organism: Oppiella nova
Lineage: Eukaryota; Metazoa; Arthropoda; Arachnida; Sarcoptiformes; Oppiidae
Source: the annotation of a GenBank genome assembly
GUUUAUGUGUUUAUCUAAUGAAACGUCAGUCCAGUCGUGCAAAACAUAUGUGUAUUGUAAUCGCAAUUGAGUUUUAAAUUAACAAAACUUUAUUCAUUAUCACCGAAAACUGCCACCAAUUACCCGGAUCAUUGAGCAUGAAGGCGCUGAUACUAGUGGGCGGGUAUGGGACACGACUGCGUCCACUGACACUAUCGCAACCCAAACCUCUGGUGGACUUCUGCAACAAACCGAUGAUUUGUCACCAAAUUGAAGCACUCGUACAGGCAAAUGUCAAACACAUUAUACUUGCCGUCAGUUAUAGGGCUGAGCUCUUGGAGAAGGAGAUCAAGGCGAAGGAACAGGAGUUGGGAAUAACGAUAACCAUAUCGCACGAGGAGUACCCGUUGGGAACGGCGGGUCCGUUGGCCUUAGCCCGGCAUCUAUUGGUC